AUGGAUCGUCGAGUAUUAAUAGCAUUAGCUAUAAAUAUUAGCAAUAACUGUUUACAAGAGAUAAUGGAUAGUGACAGUAGUGAUAGUGAUGUUUCUGAUGAGGAGUUGGAUAUGCGAAUAUUGCAAUUACGAGGACCUCAACGCAAACCUGCAAGAAUUGUAGAUUAUGUAGAGCGUACAAUUCUGCAACUUAAUUGUGAACAAUUCAGGCAACAUUUUCGUAUGACCCCCACAACGUACAAUCAACUCGAACAGAGGUUGGCACCUAUUUUGCAAGGAGAUAUUGGUGUGAAGCCUCACAUACCAGUCAGGAAGCAAUUGCUUGCAACCCUUUGGUUGUUGGCUACACCAGAUUCCUACAGAUCUGUAGGGGAAAGAUUUGAUAUGAGCAAGAGCUCACUCAGCGUAAGUUUCAUGAGGGUUGUAAAAGCCUUGAAUGACAUCGCUAUAGAUAUUGUACAGUGGCCAAGAGGAGACAAAUUAGCAAUAGUAAAAGAAAAAUUUCAAAGUUUAUCAGUACUACCUGACAUUAUUGGGGCUGUGGAUGGUACUCACAUUUCCAUAAAAAAGCCACAUAAAGACUCUUUGUCUUACAAGACAUACAAAAGAAGAUAUGCCGUAAUACUUCAGGCUGUAUGCGACUCUGACUUAGUAUUUUUGGAUUGCUUUGCCGGUUACCCAGGAUCUGUCGGUGAUAUAAGAGUAUUUAGGAAUUCUGAUCUUUGGUCAGAAGUGCACAGAAAUAGACAAUUAUAUUUUCCUAACGAGGAAUACAUCAUUGGUGACAAGGCUUACCCUGUUUUACGUUGGUGUAUUUCUCCUUAUCGUGAUCGUGGUAAUCUUACAGAAAAUCAAAAAAGGUUUAACAAGGCAUUAUCUAAAGUUCGAUAUAUCCGUAUUCAACUCUUAGUUGGAAAUUCUGAUAUGUACACAAGUGUCUGGAAAUCCAAGUAUAAUCCGGAUGCAAUAUUUCUUGUUUAUAGGGACAUAUCUGGAUUUCCAGUGCAAAAAACCGCAUAUUUCCCAUUAACGUCGUUUUUGGAUUUACAUUUGUCUGGAAUUCCACGCCAAAUGCAAUACGGUUUAUAUACGGUGAUCCAAUAUAUUUGGAUAAACCUGGAAUUCCAUGUGUACAUGAAUGUGGUUGCUGUACGCGCCAGCUCGUGGAUUCUGAUCGGUGGAUUAACGUGGAAAUCUAUACAUGGCGCAAUACGGAUAUUACAUGUCGAUUCACUUUCAAAACAGGAUAAUCCUGGAAUUCCACGUUAA
This is a messenger RNA of Wasmannia auropunctata (little fire ant), 1269 nucleotides long. RefSeq lists its product as uncharacterized. The transcript has 5 exons. The coding region runs from base 1 to 1269 and encodes 422 amino acids. The record is from RefSeq and is a predicted model, not a curated record. NCBI's taxonomy places the organism in Eukaryota, Metazoa, Arthropoda, Insecta, Hymenoptera, Formicidae.